Molecule: messenger RNA, 4512 nt
Organism: Cercocebus atys (sooty mangabey)
Lineage: Eukaryota; Metazoa; Chordata; Mammalia; Primates; Cercopithecidae
Gene: ARB2A
Product: family with sequence similarity 172, member A
Exons: 12
Coding region: 329-1654 (441 amino acids)
Biological process (GO): regulatory ncRNA-mediated heterochromatin formation
Cellular component (GO): nucleus
Molecular function (GO): siRNA binding
Source: RefSeq, a predicted model, not a curated record
GCGGGGAUGUGAGCUCCGGGGGCAGGCCCGGGUCGAAAUCCGAGGAGGGUGCUGGCCUGAGUCGGGCUCAGGCGGGGGUCGCUGGCCCUGGGGCCCGAAGCUGUCAGGAACCACGCUGCAUUCCCUGCGGACACCUCUGACUUGUGUCUGGGUCCCCGCUGAUGGGCAGGUCCCAUGUGCGAUUUCCAACCUCCGGGCGGGAGCGACACGUGUGUUGCCUGGAUGACUUUCCUUAUAUCGGGGCGUACGGGAUUCUGGGAGUCCCUGGAGACAGAGUAAUGGGCCCUCCUCCGCUUUCUUGGGAGUGGAGACUGUCUUCUGAAGAUUGAUGUCUAUUUCCUUGAGCUCUUUAAUUUUGUUGCCAAUUUGGAUAAACAUGGCACAAAUCCAGCAGGGAGGUCCAGAUGAAAAAGAAAAGACUACCGCACUGAAAGAUUUAUUAUCUAGGAUAGAUUUGGAUGAACUAAUGAAAAAAGAUGAACCUCCUCUUGAUUUUCCUGAUACCCUGGAGGGAUUUGAAUAUGCUUUUAAUGAAAAGGGACAGUUAAGACACAUAAAAACUGGGGAACCAUUUGUUUUUAACUACCGGGAAGAUUUGCACAGAUGGAACCAGAAAAGAUACGAGGCUCUAGGAGAGAUCAUCACGAAGUAUGUAUAUGAGCUCCUGGAAAAGGAUUGUAAUUUGAAAAAAAUAUCUAUUCCAGUAGAUGCCACUGAGAGUGAACCAAAGAGUUUUAUCUUUAUGAGUGAGGAUGCUUUGACAAACCCACAGAAACUGAUGGUUUUAAUUCAUGGUAGUGGUGUUGUCAGGGCAGGGCAGUGGGCUAGAAGACUUAUUAUAAAUGAAGACCUCGACAGUGGCACACAGAUACCAUUUAUUAAAAGAGCUGUGGCUGAAGGAUAUGGAGUUAUAGUACUAAAUCCCAAUGAAAACUAUAUUGAAGUAGAAAAGCCGAAGAUACAUGUACAGUCAUCAUCUGAUAGUUCAGAUGAACCAGCAGAAAAACGGGAAAGAAAAGAUAAAGUUUCUAAAGAAACAAAGAAGCGACGUGAUUUCUAUGAGAAGUAUCGUAACCCCCAAAGAGAAAAAGAAAUGAUGCAAUUGUAUAUCAGAGAAAAUGGUUCUCCUGAAGAACAUGCAAUCUAUGUUUGGGAUCAUUUCAUAGCUCAGGCUGCUGCUGAGAAUGUGUUUUUUGUUGCUCACAGCUAUGGAGGACUUGCUUUUGUUGAACUGAUGAUUCAACGAGAAGCAGAUGUAAAAAAUAAGGUAACUGCUGUGGCAUUGACAGACUCUGUUCACAAUUUUUUUUUUUUUUUUGCUGGCAAAACGAUUCGAGAAUGGAUGAGAGAGAACUGUUGUAAUUGGGUCUCUAGCUCAGAACCAUUAGACACAUCAGUGGAGUCCAUGCUACCUGAUUGCCCCCGAGUCUCAGCAGGAGUCAGAGCUGCUGAAGGAGAAUUCACGGGAAGGUGGAGCAGAUGCAGUCCUAGCUAUUGCCUCACACCACAAGGCACCGACCGUCACGAGCUAACUUCCUGGAAGAGCUUCCCGUCUAUUUUCAAAUUCUUUACCGAAGCCUCAGAAGCCAAGAUCAGCUCCCUGAAGCCGGCUGUGACACGCCGCUCGCACCGCAUCAAGCACGAAGAGCUGUAAGAGGAGCGAGCGCGACUGGGGAGGCCGCCCUGGCGCACGCACCCGCACCCUCCUCACUGCUUGUGUCGUCGAGCAGACUCCCAGCCCCUCAUUAGAUUGUUUUCUUCCCAGAGCACAGGGUCGUGAUAUGUACAUCUAAAUAGCGUUUUGCAUUAUUUCUAGAUGAGUGCAACUGUCAAAGCAAUAUGGGUUCACUGGUCGUGCUUCCUGCGGGCUGAGCGCUGCCCGUCAGCGCUCAGAUUAAGGCUGACAGCGCCCUGCCUGGCGUGGCUGGCGCGGCUCUAAUUGCCCUGACCGAGCCCGCGCGGGCGCUGCAGGGCGGGCGGCGUCGGCAUGGUCCUAGCGCCCGCUGCAGCGCAGCCGCUGCUGCUUCCACCUCCUUAAUCAUGUCCAUCUUUCCCCGCUCUCAACUGGAACAAACUUUUAUUCCCGACUUCAAAUUUCCAUUUUAACUAGGUUUUUCCCUGAGGACAUGUUAUUACCCACCUCUUUUUUUUUUUUUUUAGGAAGUUCCACACACAUGUUCCAAACCAAUUUCAAAUUCAGAACAGUACCAUGUAGUUUGGGGAGUGCAAAUUGUUCUCUCCCUGUUUUCAUUUCGGGACCAGAAAAAAAAAAAAAAAGGAAAACUUUGCAUAAAAAUCUAUAAAGUACUGAAUCCGCAUUACUGCUGAAAAUCUUUUUGCCAGCUGUUUGUGAGAGUUUACACAAGUCUCUGAUUUCAGAAGAGACUGUUAAAACCAAAACAAUGAUGGGCAGCUCUUUUAAGUGUAGGUGUAAAAGGUCCCAUUUUCAAUGAAAUUUCCAACUGUUAUCACUAGAAUUGACUUUACUUUUUAAAUAUAUAAUGUGUACUGAGUGGCAUUAUAAUUUAGAUAUAACACACUUAAGUUUUGCUUUUUAAAUCUCUCUGUGGAGAAAGAUUGUUGUUGUUAACCCUUUCCAGAAUGAUCUAUUCUGAGCUUUCUUGGAGUUAGGCACUUCUAGGGAGAGAAUUUUUUUAUUGUCAUCAGGAAACUAAACCUAUGUGCUCUGCAGCCUUUUUCUUCUGAAAGGCUAAGUGGGGCUAAAAUUAUCCUUUUAGUUUUCUGCUUUAACAGUAAGAGAAGGACUUGGUGUGAAAGAAUUUCUUCUCUCAGUCCAGUGGUAUAAUUUUUAGCACUCUGCUUCCUCUGUAGGGUUUAGCCCUACAGUUUGAACAAUUAAGUAUUUUAAUCCAGCUAAGAUGUGGCCAACACUGUGAAAUACAGGAGAUAUUAAGGUUUUGCUGACUUUUAGAUUAAAAUCUUAAAUUUUCAUAUUAUUUUUUAAUUACUUGACAAGUUUAAUUACCUAGUAAAGAUUGUUUCUAAUAGAUGAGAACAUGAAUUUAAUAGUUUUCAUCCUUUUUUAAAGUGUAUACAACAAUUAAUAUGCCUGCCUUAUUUCAGGACAUGAGAAAAUGUACCCAAAAUGACUUAGAACUGUCUAAUGCCUCAGAAAAGUAACUUAAAAUCAACCACUUCGUGCUUAAAUGUUUUUAUAUUAUGAACCGAUUUCAACAAGUUUUAAAGCUGUUAAUAUCUCAUUGCUGUGUUUGACAUACAAGUACAUUCAUUAGUUCUAUAGUUUUAAUGAUGACAAAUUAAAGUGAUCUUUCUUCAGUGGUCAGGUAUGCAUAUAUUUUGGUGUUACUUAAGCAAAAUCAACUAUAUGGGAGGAAAAAUCAAAAUGGCAUUUUAUUCAGCUACUGGAUGGCUUAAAAUGAGUAAACCCCAACAACGUCAAGCACAUUUGUCUCUGAUAUUGACCCUUUUUAUCCAAUCUUUACUACUUUAGAAGUACUGGUGAACUCUGUAAAAUAAUGGUAUCUUCCAGUGAGAGAUUCAAGAAUAGAUGUGAAUUGAAUAUAUUUUUCAAGGUAUUAUAAAUUGUGUCGUGUUUUCAGUAUAUGAAAAUGUUGACAGGAAACAAUUUUAUAGCAUUUAUAAAAAACCAACACUUCUGCAAUGCUAAAUUUGUGAAGCUUCUGCACCUGAAUUAGAGCAAAAUAAAUAUGCUCAGUUUAUAAACCACAUCACUCCUUAUCCUUCUCUUAAAUCAUCUCUCCUCUUUUUAAACCUUUACUUAUAACUAGAAUAAAUCACUAUUUAAUUGCCUCUAAUACUUUAAAACUACUGGAUGGUUAGGCCUUGUUUAACUAUCUAUAGAGAGCUAUUUGCAAACUUAAGUUGUGUAAAUGUAAUUUCUACUUGUGAAUCUGAGCUGUAGCAGCCCAGAGGGAGCUAGGCAAACUUCCAGACCACCAACUGAUAAGUGAUCAUAUCCUUUGUAAUGCAGGAUUUUUAACCUGUUGAUUAUGGGUUUGUUGAUAUAAAUGUAAUAAUGUUCACCUCGAUUUUCCUGGAGUGACAACCAGCAGUUGGUAGUAGCCCACCUGCAUGAGUGCCGCCAGUGUUAACAAUAUCUUUGCUCUGAUCUUCUUCUUCCCCAUUUUUGUUUCCUCAAACAGGUUUUUAGGAGAGUGAAGAUUUAAAGUCAGGAUGUGGACUUUUUAUUUUAAUUAUAUACUUAAUUCUUAGAACAAGUAGAAUGGGAAAGGAGUGACUGAUAAAUCUAAGAUUCAAAAUAGUCCUGUCGAAACUUAAAGGCCAGAUUAUUGCUUUAGAGCUUUCUGUAGGUACCUAGCCAUCCAGUCGUUAAACAUUUUCAUGGAUAUUUGAAAAGAAGACCAUGUACUUGUAAUAACUGUUCUUUUCUGCCUUUUGCUUUGACCUUGAUUGCAUUAUUAUUGUUUAUUCAAAGAAUAAAAAGGAAAGCACAAGCUUUUCCUGUAUAUUUCCAUUUCCAUUUUAAAAUAAAAACAAUUUUCCCAACAA